AUGAAUAGAUUGAUUGUAGAGACUUAUCACUCUAACAAGAUUGAAGACCCUACAAACUUGCCUCUACCACCUUUUGAUUUGGAUAUUCCAGAAGCUACCAGGAUAAUUCAGGCAAAUUGGGAAUACGAGUGCUGGACUGAAAGACAUUCUAUCUUGUUGGCCGUGCUAAAAUCAGUAGGUGGAAGAAUCGCCAUUGCUGUUUCUUACGAAUUUUUGAGAACUGUUCUCGCAAUCCUUCAACCACAAAUUUUGAAGAAGUUUAUUGAAGCUUUCAAUCCUGAAUCUAAUGAACUUCCCAGACUAAACGCAUAUUUUGUCGCAGUUGGAUUGUUCAUAUUGAAUGUUUCAUGCACGGUGCUUAGAAAUCAAUUCUUCAUCAAUAUCUUCCAAGCAGGUAUGAAAAUUCGUGGUAGUUUGAUGUCCAUGAUUUACCAAAAGACUUUCCGUCUUUCAGCAGAAGCUCGUGAUGAGAAAGGAAGCGGUGACAUCAUGAAUCUAAUGUCUGUGGAUGUUAUUAGAAUUCAAAGAUUUUUUGAAAAUGCUCAAACUAUGAUCGGUGCGCCUACUCAAUUAAUUGGUGUAUUGAUUUCACUUUAUUUCUUCUUAGGUACUGCUACUCUUGGAGGGCUCGUGUCCAUUGGUAUUAUGAUUCCCCUGUACAGUUACUUAACUGAAAUUUACAAACGUAUGUUCAAGGCGCAAAUGAAAUAUAAGGAUAGAAGAAUAAAAACUAUCUCAGAAAUUUUGAACAGUAUUAAAUCAAUUAAACUAUAUGCAUGGGAAAAGCCAAUGCUUGAACGCUUGGGUCACGUUCGUAAUGAUCUAGAAUUAAAGAAUAUGAAGAAAAUUGCGAUCGUAAGUAACCUUAUGUCCUUUAUAUGGGACAUUGUUCCAGUUUUUGUCACAAGUUCAACCUUCCUUCUUUUCUCAUACCUAACGGGACAAGUCCUUACUCCACAAGUUGUUUUCCCAGCAAUGACUUUGUUUGGUAUGCUAAAUCAAUGUGUUUACACCAUCCCAGAAAUGAUCAAUAACAUAAUUGAAAUAGGUGUAUCAUUGAAAAGAUUAAAGAGUUACUUGUUGGCGGAGGAGUUGGAUGAUAGUUUUAUUGAGCGCACUGAAGCAAAUGAUGUGGAUCCAACUGUUGAAAUCAAUAAUGCCACAUUUUUGUGGAAAUCAGUUAAACAAAGUGAAAGGAGUGAUGCCAACGAUGAUGAAGAAGCUUCUGUUUCUUCCCCUGGUGUUGCAUUAAGAGAUAUUGAGCACUUCUCAGCUAAGAGGGCAGAGUUGACAUGCAUCGUGGGUAGGGUUGGUUCUGGUAAGAGUACUUUUUUGAAAGCUAUAUUAGGUCUCUUGCCUUGUGUUCCAAAUGAUGCUACCCCACAAAUUAAGCCAAAACUCACCAUUAGGGCAAAAUCUCUAGCUUACUGUCCUCAACAACCAUGGAUUAUGAACUCGAGUUUCAAAGAUAAUAUUCUCUUUGGCUUCAAAUAUGAUGAAGCUAUGUAUAAGAAAACAAUUAAGGCAUGUCAAUUGGUACCAGACUUGAAAAUUUUACCAGAUGGUGAUCAAACUAUAGUCGGUGAAAAAGGUAUCUCUUUAUCUGGUGGUCAAAAAGCAAGAUUAUCUUUGGCAAGAGCUGUAUAUGCGAGGGCAGAUCUUUAUCUGUUAGAUGAUAUCUUAAGUGCUGUUGACUCUCAUGUCUGCAAGAAUAUCAUUGAACAAGUCUUGGAUAGAAACACCGGUCUUUUGAAGAAUAAGACUGUUAUAUUGACUACAAAUGCUAUUAACGUUUUGCAACAUUCCAAUAUGAUAUAUUUAUUGAAGAAUGGUAUGAUUGUUGAAGGUAAUAGUUAUGAUAGUGUCAUGAGUACAGAAUCAGCUAAUGGUGAGAAAUCUUUCUUGAGGGAAAUCAUCGAAGAAUAUGCAUUAAACGAAAAGGAGAAGGAAGAACAAGAGGCAGAUACCGAUGCUGAAAGUAAAUCAAAAUCUCCCAGGAAUGACUCUGAUUAUCUUUUAUCCUCAGAUGAAGAUAAUGAGGAAGAAAUCAUACCUCUACAACCUUUGGUGGAUUUGGAAAAUGCUAAAGCAACUGAUGCUAAUGCAGUGAUAGCGUUUGAAGAGGAACAAGAAGAUCCACAACUUGCCAAAGUUGUUUCUCGUCGUGCUUCUGUUGCUACGUUGAAACCAAGGCCAUUGAUUGACGUGAACAAAGAUGAUAGAAAAACUGCACAGAAAGCUGAAACCAAAGAAGAAGGGAGAGUUAAAAAAUCUGUCUAUAUUGCUUAUAUGAAGGCAUGUGGUUUCUUUGGCGUGUUGAUAGUAUUUAUCUUGAUGAUAGCCACAAAAUUAUUGGGACUAGGAAACAAUUUCUGGUUGAAAUAUUGGUCUGAAAGUAACCAAACCAACGGGGGUAAUGAUCAUAUUUGGAAAUUUAUGAUUGUCUAUUCGCUGAUUGGUAUGGCCUCUGCAGCUUUCGAUGUCACGAGAAUCAUCGUCAUGAUAUUCUUCUGCUCCUUAAGAGCUGCAAAACAACUUCACAACCAAAUGGCACAUUCCGUGGUUAUGGCGCCAAUGUCAUUUUUUGAAACAACUCCGGUUGGCCGUAUUGUUAACAGAUUCUCUACCGAUAUUAAUUCUAUCGAUGAAGAUUUCAAAAAUAUUGUCGCAUUAUUUUUACAUUCAGUGUUUGAUUACCUAAUUACUAUCACUGUUAUCGUUAUCAGCAUGCCUUGGUUCUUGCUUGUCAAUACCUUUUUGUUAGCAAUUUAUUAUUACUAUCAAAUGUUCUACGUUGUCCUCUCCCGAGAGUUGAAAAGACUAACUAGUAUAUCUUAUUCUCCUGUGAUGUCUCUUUUAGGUGAAACUUUAGGUGGAUAUGUUGUGAUCAAUGCUUAUAAUCAUGCUGAUAUAUUCAAUUAUUACCAUUUCCAGAAUGUUCAAACGAAUGUCAACUUUAUUUUCAACUUCAGGUCGACAAAUAGAUGGUUGUCAAUGCGUUUGGAAACAAUGGGUGCCUUUAUUAUACUUAUCACGUCAUUGAUGGCUUUGGGUACCCUUGGAACAACUCAUCCAAUAAGUGCUGGUUUGAUAGGUCUUUUGAUGAGUUAUGUCUUACAAAUUUCCUCCUCUUUGAUGUGGAUCAUUAGAAUGUUGGUAAAUAUUGAGACUACGAUUGUUAGUGUGGAAAGAGUGCUUGAAUAUCGUGAUUUGGAACCAGAAGGUGUGCGUGUUGUUGAAGGCAACACUCCACCAAAGGAUUGGCCAUCAAAGGGUGAAAUUAAGAUUUCUAAUUAUACUACGAAGUAUAGAGCUAACUUGGAUCCAGUUUUGAAAGAUAUUGACGUGAACAUUAAACCACAAGAAAAAAUUGGUGUUGUUGGUAGAACUGGUGCAGGUAAAUCAACACUAACAUUGGCUUUAUUCCGGAUCUUGGAGCCGUUCGAAGGCAGUAUAUCUAUCGAUGGCAUCGAUAUAUCUACUCUAGGCUUAUAUGACUUGAGAAGCAGACUUGCUAUUAUUCCACAAGAUGCCCAAGCCUUUGAAGGAACCGUGAGAAGUAACCUUGAUCCAUUUAAUUAUCAUACAGAUGCUGAAGUCUGGAGAGCUUUGGAAUUAUCGCACCUAAAACCUCAUAUCGAACGUAUUGUUAAAGAAUUAGGAGAUGAUGAAGAAAAGCCAGCAGAUUUGUUGCAAACUAAGAUUUCUGACAAUGGUGGCAAUUUGUCAAUGGGCCAAAGACAGUUGUUAUGUCUUUCUCGCGCUCUUUUAAAUCCUUCAAAAAUCCUAAUUUUAGAUGAAGCUACUGCUGCUGUUGAUAGAGAAACCGAUAAGAUUAUUCAAGAGACUAUUAGAAGUGCGUUCAAAGACCGGACUAUUUUAACGAUUGCUCAUCGUAUUGAUACAGUCAUGGAUAGUGAUAGAAUUUUGGUGUUAGAUAAGGGUGAACUCAAAGAGUUUGACACCCCAGAAAACCUUUUGGAGAAUAAAGAGUCUUUAUUCUAUAGCUUAUGCGAAAAGGGUGGAUAUUUGAAGAAUUAA
Kluyveromyces marxianus DMKU3-1042 is the source of this 4041-nucleotide messenger RNA. RefSeq names its product ATP-binding cassette bilirubin transporter BPT1 (gene BPT1). Gene Ontology annotation, biological process: transmembrane transport. The transcript has a single exon. The coding region runs from base 1 to 4041 and encodes 1346 amino acids. Gene Ontology annotation, molecular function: ATP binding; ATP hydrolysis activity; bilirubin transmembrane transporter activity. Gene Ontology annotation, cellular component: membrane. The record is from RefSeq and is a predicted model, not a curated record. NCBI's taxonomy places the organism in Eukaryota, Fungi, Ascomycota, Saccharomycetes, Saccharomycetales, Saccharomycetaceae.